AUGGUUCGCUCGUCAGAACGAAGUCUAGCCAGUCUGGCAAGCGCGAGCACGCUACUUCUGUUCACUCCCGCGAUUACACCUGCGGGUAAGGCAACCAAUAAAAGCGGAGAGAAGAAUGUCGACCCCUUCGAAACGCUUGGACGAGCACUGAGCCGCUACCAUAAGCGUAUCCGCCACGUGCCAUACGUACCCAAGAUCGGUUUCACAGAAACACACGAGGCAUUCCUCGGUCAGGCCGAUGCCCUCGUGGUCGUCAUCUGCGAACCUGAGCACGCCAAGCACGAGUGUCUUGGCAACCAGGGCGACUUCGCUGGUGCGGCUCACGAGGCCAUGGACAACAUCUCGUUCAGUGGACAUCUACCAAUAUUCCUCGUCCGCUGCGGCGAUUCCAAAGGCAACUUCUGGCCGGACUUGACCAAUUUCGACAAUGUCAUGAAGUGCAGCACCUAUGACCCUGAGAUGGCCAAACAGGUUGCGCGGAAGCUCUUCGAAGCGAAGUAG
Molecule: messenger RNA, 501 nt
Organism: Zasmidium cellare ATCC 36951
Lineage: Eukaryota; Fungi; Ascomycota; Dothideomycetes; Mycosphaerellales; Mycosphaerellaceae
Exons: 1
Coding region: 1-501 (166 amino acids)
Source: RefSeq, a predicted model, not a curated record